Molecule: messenger RNA, 4719 nt
Organism: Manduca sexta (tobacco hornworm)
Lineage: Eukaryota; Metazoa; Arthropoda; Insecta; Lepidoptera; Sphingidae
Gene: sano
Exons: 5
Coding region: 380-2242 (620 amino acids)
Source: RefSeq, a predicted model, not a curated record
CUUUGGCCAAGUCAGACGGCACCGAGCUCUCGGACGGGACGCACGCGCGCGCUCUCGCACCCAAAAAAAAUAUUCACGUCACCAAAAAACACGGGACAACUUGUUUUUCACAUAGAAACGUGUUUAAACAACCAACAGUGUGUAAUAACACAUCGGGAUAUACUUUGUCUGUGUACAAAACAGGUUUUUUUCGACUUGUGAUAUCAGUAAAGUUGUAGAAAGUUUUGCAUUAACAGAUCUGUGCUUGUGUGUGUGUUGUGUUGUGUUGUUUAAUAAGAUUGAACAUUUCGGAUCCGAGCAAUCAUCUUCUGGAUAUAGCUCACCGCGGCUAAGAAGCUUUCUGCCAAAGUUCCUUUAUAAGAUGUGACAAAACCCAACAAUGGCAGCCACAGACGGCCAAGUUGUGGUCGCAGCGUCACGCUGGUCCGACGAGGGCAGCUACCUUCGCGAGUUCGUCAUCAAGAACCGACUACCCAACGUCGCCAAGAUCAUCAAGGGCCAAUAUGGCGGCCUUGGUGUCCCCACUCUCCCCAGCCCUGGGCUUCAGAGCACCGCACUCCUCGUAUCCGCUGGGAAAAGGAAGAAAAUCAUCGCCCAGGCCAUAAAAUUAAAAGAAGGAAGGCGCAUGGUCCCAGUUGGGCCACGACUUGCUAUCCCAGAUUCUUACAAAGGCUAUUUCGAACUGCUAAGCGAGGAAGGACGAGCUGUAAGAUGUAUAGAAACAGUAGCAGAGCUUGCUAGAAGAAAACUAGAUGAUGGAUGUUUGGUAAGAGAUCCGAUCAGAGUGAUUUGCGGUAAAACAGACUUAGAUGGUAACGUCACUGCGGAUGGAGCUAGAAAUCUACCAGCAGGGGAAAUUAUAAUGCCAAGAGGAGAGACGUUUUUAGGCAAGAAUAAAUAUUUGAAAUGUAACGAUUCAAAGGGCGAUCUUGUGCUGUUAAGUUUGGAUCAGAGGGGAAAGUUCUCUGCUGUUGCUAAGGAAGAGAAUAUAAGUGGUGUUCACACAGCAAAAACGUUGCUGACUAAACGAUUACCUAUUACUGUGAGAUUAGUACACGGAACCCCACCUCGAGGCCUAAAGAGUGCAAGUCAUUUUGUACCGGAACUGAGACUGCUAUCCAUGUUUGAAGAGGAUCAUGUUUUCGCACUCCCACUACAAAAAGAAGGUAACGCUUUAAUAACUUUACCUUUGGCGGCGCCAUUGAAAAUGCAAAGAUGUAAGAAUGAGGAACAGAUUAAGAAUUUCAUGGAAUUUUCUAGACUAGUCGAGAAGUGCAGUCGGUUGUUGGUAGACGUGGUUGAUAGGAUGCAUGUUUUAGAAGGGAAAUUGGGUGAUCCCAAACGUGUCUUAACGGGUCCAUUGCACGCCCCGUCUAUAGUAAAAACUGGAUACUUCCUCCGACGUAGCGCUUCCUCAGAUUCGGCUAACCAGCACAAACAUUUACGACAUCAUCACAUAUACAGCAGUCAUAGAGAUGAGAACAGCAUCCCUGACGAAUACGAUGAAAUCGACCAGAUUUACGACUACGUCAGAGGUUUUGCUCCAUUGCCUAAGAAUAUCAAGGCUUCGUACUCAAAUGAGCCCAGGCACGAAUCGUCACCGUCAUCUCCCGUCGCGACGCCAAUCCACAUGCCUUUGAUAGCCGAAAUCAAACCGGAACCGCCGCCCAUCGAAACCAUACCAACUAAGAAACCCUUAAACAUCCAGAAAGCUGAGAAAAGAACUCGUAAAUCAGUCGCACCGAAGGAACCACUGGUCACUGUCUACAAAGAGAAGUGUUCUAUCGCCCCAGCACCUAAUUUACCUAAGUUGUACAUCAAGAAUAAUGUGAGUAACGGAAAGACCAAGAUGGUGUUCAGACAGAAAAGUAACUCACCGACGAAAGAAACGCCUAGUCCGCUCGCUAGUCCAAUAAAAGCAAUCAAAGGUGACUCACCCAUCUUCAAUAUACGGUACAAAAGUCUUUCGAAUAUCCACCAAGCCAUGGAACUGGAUGGAACGUUAGACUCCAGCCAUUCUGGAGGCAGGACGUCUGGCGACUCGGGUAACGGACCUAAACUACCAGAAAAAAGGUCCAGAAAGCUCAGCAGGCCGAAAUCACUGACGAAUUUAGUAUGGGAACUGAAGGGCGGUCCCGUUGAGGAGAAACCAAAAUCUAGAAUUAAACACGAGGGAUACAAGAAGAUGGGAAACAAGUUGUCGCUGGGAGCGCAGAAGAGAGUGCCGACGCUGUAUCUUUAAUUUCUUGGUCCACGAAUGUCAAGAAGACAUGACGUCGGAGUCCACAACUGCGAUGGAUACAUACGAACAAACGAAUUUAUUACAAUAUAGGUGACAGUCACCAGAGAAUGUUCUAGAAUACUUCAGAAACCACACCACAUUUAUAAUUCUGAAAUGGAAAUUCAAUUAUUAAAAAAUAUGCACAUAAUAGUUGCAUAAUAGAAGUCGACAUCAUAAUGAAGUUGUUAAUUAUGAAGUUUUGGCUCCUAAUAAAAAUAGUAUUUUUUUACCGCAAUUUACAGUGACCAUGCGCUGUUGUGAUCCGGUUUGAAGUACAUUGUAGCGUAAUUACAGGGCAUUAUGAGACAACAUCCUGUCUCAGGCGCAAUGGACUGCCAUGCAGUUUGUAAUUCAAGUUCUAUUUGGCAUUAUUGAUAGGAGGAAGUAGAAUGCAUAAUUUAUCACCAUAUUGUGGUGUAGUUUUUGAAGAAAUGCAGAUUUUUAUUGGACUAUAUUUAUUUUAUAAUUUAUUAUUUUGUGUUGAUAUUGACUGGGUUUUUUUCAAUACAUUGUACCCAUUAGCAACAAAAACCCGAACAAAUUCAAAACUUAAGUUUUGUUCUUGCUAACCGUACCUACAAUACAGUACUUGGAUCAAGCAUCUGUUGACGCUUGUAAAAAAAUUGCCGGCCCAUCUCCAUUGAAACCAGGAAGAAAUAGGUUUAAUUUCGUUAUAUUUGUAGUUAUGUUAUUUAAUCUUUUACAUGAGUAUUAAGUCCAAUAAAAUCUGCAAUAACAUAAUAAAUACAAUAUUCGUAUCAAGAUACAUAAAUAUAUUUCAGUUUGAUAUAACGCGGUACGCAAACCUCAAAAUAUUUACUGGUAACUUUGUUUUCUGAACGAAUUGUGUUCUGACACACGUCAGAAACUAUCUGAGACAGUAUUUGCAUAUUUACUUCAAAGAGAUUUAUGUGUUUACGAUUCCUACAUUCGCCGUUAAAUCAGCAUACAAAGUUCAAUAAAUAUAUUUUUAUAUCUUGAUACAAACCCGACUAUGAGUUAUUUAGUUUCAAAUCCAAAAAUCUAAUUCCAAUUUUAAUAAGACCGUAAAUUUAUUCAUUUUCGAUUAUUAUUUUGAAUUGAAACAAAUAAGUGCUCGACAAACGUUCCAAUUUAAAUAUACGACAAAAACAUAAGUUUUGAUCUCUUAAUUAAUUAUGUAAUAUGUAUUUAUGAAUUGUAAUGCCAUAUUAAAGAUAAUUUUCGGUCUUCUAUCUUUAGAUUUAAGUUGGCUAUUACUUAUAAGCCUAUUACGAUCAUCAGCCUAUUAAGACGAGUAUACAUAGACAAGAAAGCAAGCGUAUCGUUAAGACUAUACCGUAGACUCUAUAGUAUUAUGUUUGUUACAACAAAAAAUGUUAACUUCAAAAAGCAAUCACCUAUCUGAUAUCACUUUUAUGUCUAGCAUUGAUAUUAAUAUUAUCUGACACUAGCUUUUGCUCGCGGCUUCGUCCGCGCGAUGAUGUUUUCCGGGAUAAAAAUCCCGCUGUAUAUUUUCCCGGGAUUGAAAGUAGCCUAUAACCUUCCUAGAGUAUUAAACUAUCUCGAGGCCAAAUUUCAUAAAAAAUCGUUAACAACAGAAAAUCGAUAACAUACAGACAAACAGAAAAGAGGACUUUGUUUUAUAAUACAUGUAUAGAUUGUUAAAUGGGUGUCAAAAAAUCUAGUUUUGUUUCCAAGCUUUUCUUUAUCGACGCACAUGCUUUCAUAAAUUAGUUAUGAAGUAGGUAUAAUGGGCUGAUGAUUAUAAGAAUUUUCAUGUAAACUUACUUUUGAGUUCAAUUAAUUAAAAGUAGUCGUUUACAUUUGUAAAUUAUCAGGUUAAUCGCAUUAGCUAAAUGAAUUCUUAUAUUUCAAUAUUUAAAAUUAGAAAAAAAAAGUAAGUUAAAUUUAAACCAAAAACGCGAGGUGCCUUAUUAUGAAUAAAUUAAUGGAAACUUCAUGUUUUUGCUUACAAUAUCAUGUAUUUUAUAUUAAGAUAAUGCAGUCACAAAACGUUUUUAAAGUUUGACGCGUGACAUCUGUCAGAUUGACGCUGUCACCCUGACAGCUGAUGUCAAGUUGUCAAACCACAUUUGUCUUUUGCAUUUAUAUUUUUUACAGUCUUUAGCGUUAGUCUUUUAGAAUUAAAAUUAAUAAACUUUUUCAAUAAGCUUAUACUGGACAUCUUUUGGCCUCACGCUGGAUGUCUUUGCCUGCUUGUCUGUCAUAGACAAUAAGUAAACUCUUUCGAAAACGAUAAACUUCUUGGAUUUUCAAAAUUAAUUUGAAUAUUCGAUAUGUUUAUCAAUUAAUCUAUGGUUUUAUUACCGCAAUAUCCAAUAGAGUAACGUUCUUUAUAAUAGUUUUUUUAUUGUCAUUAGGUUUAAGUUAAUGUUGUCAAGUCUCGAACGAUCUUGUAAUACAUUACAAUAUAAAUAAACGAAAAAUUUAAGAAA